Molecule: messenger RNA, 711 nt
Organism: Impatiens glandulifera
Lineage: Eukaryota; Viridiplantae; Streptophyta; Magnoliopsida; Ericales; Balsaminaceae
Product: glutathione S-transferase U17-like
Exons: 2
Coding region: 7-696 (229 amino acids)
Biological process (GO): glutathione metabolic process
Cellular component (GO): cytoplasm
Molecular function (GO): glutathione transferase activity
Source: RefSeq, a predicted model, not a curated record
UUCAUAAUGGCAGAAAAAAGUUCAGUAAAGCUUUUGGGAUCCUCCCCAAGUCCCUUUGUGAACCGGGUUCAGAUCGCCCUUAAUCUCAAGUCAAUUGAUUAUGAAUAUAUUGAGGAGACAUUCCUUCCAAAGAGUGAGCUACUUCUUAAAUCAAACCCGGUUCACAAGAAAAUCCCAGUAAUGUUUCAUGAAGAUAAACCCAUAUGCGAGUCCCUUGUCAUAGUUCAAUACAUCGACGAUAAAUGGACAUCCGGCCCGACAAUCCUCCCAACCGAACCGUAUGACCGCGCCAUCGCCCGUUUCUGGUCUGCCUAUUUGGACGACAAGUUGUUUCCUUAUUUAAGAGAAUAUUGUAUUACUGCGCCAGAGGAAGAAAAACCAGCAAAAUUUGAGAAAAUUAAAGAAGGGUUAGUCUUGUUAGAGGAAACUUUCAUGAAAACAAGCAAAGGGAAGACAUAUUUUGGAGGAGAGAAUAUUGGGUAUUUGGAUAUUUCGUUUGGAAGCUUCUUAGGGUGGAUGAAAGCAGGGGAGAAGAUGAUGAAUGUGAAGUUUCUAGAAGAAUCCACGACACCUAAUCUUGUUUUGUGGGCAGAUUGUUUCCUUUCACACGAGGCUGUAAAGGGUGUCAUCCCCGAGCCUGACGUGCUCGUCGAGAUGGCCAAGAAGAUUGCUGUUUUGGCAAAAUCUCAAACCUAAAAGUUAAUCAUCUUA